This is a messenger RNA of Galleria mellonella (greater wax moth), 5700 nucleotides long. RefSeq names its product ribosomal protein S6 kinase beta-1 (gene S6k). The record is from RefSeq and is a predicted model, not a curated record. Gene Ontology annotation, biological process: protein phosphorylation; signal transduction. Gene Ontology annotation, molecular function: protein serine/threonine kinase activity; ATP binding. Lineage: Eukaryota; Metazoa; Arthropoda; Insecta; Lepidoptera; Pyralidae. Bases 262 to 1617 code for a protein of 451 amino acids. The transcript is spliced from 9 exons.
AGUAAACUCGUAUAUCUCUAAAUAGUCUGUUCUCCGUAUCGUAUGGUUUUGUUCUUAUUCGCAUUUUCAUUUUCUUAUUUUACACUUGCUAGCAAUUUUGAAGCGUGUUCGUGAAUUGGCAUCUGAGUUAGUGAUAUAAAAAAUAUAUCACUUCGGUUUGAAAAAUUAAAAAUAAUAGUAAGAAAACAACACAACUAUUUCAUUCAAAUUUUUUAGACUCCGUACCAGACGCAGUAUACUUGCUGAUGUGAUAUUCUUGAAAUGUCAUCGUAUAUGGCAGGUGUUUUCGAUUUAGAUUUAGAUGUGGAUGUUACAGUUGGAGAUUCAGACGAAGACGAUAUUAUCGAAGUUGAUGAGGUGGAUUAUGACCCUGAGUUAAAUGUCAACAAUAUUGUUGAAUUAGAAGGAUCUGAAACAAUACAACUAUCUGAGGAUACAGUAAAUCCUGGACAGUGUAAGCGACUUGGUCCACAAGAUUUUGAGUUGCGGAAAGUUUUGGGAAAAGGUGGAUAUGGGAAAGUGUUUCAAGUUCGCAAGAUUACAGGACCAGAUGCUGGAUCUCAUUUUGCUAUGAAAGUUCUUAAAAAGGCAUCAAUUGUUCGCAAUCAGAAAGAUACUGCACAUACUAAAGCAGAAAGAAAUAUAUUAGAAGCUGUUAAGCAUCCUUUCAUAGUGGAAUUAGUUUAUGCUUUUCAAACUGGUGGUAAACUAUACUUAAUAUUAGAAUAUUUAAGCGGUGGUGAACUUUUUAUGCAUCUUGAACGAGAAGGCAUUUUUCUUGAGGAUACUGCAUGCUUCUAUUUAUCUGAAAUUAUACUGGCUUUAGAACAUUUACAUAGCUUAGGUAUAAUUUAUCGAGAUUUGAAACCAGAAAAUGUGUUAUUGGAUGCACAAGGUCAUGUUAAACUCACAGACUUUGGUUUAUGUAAAGAACACAUUCAAGAAGGAAUUGUUACACAUACAUUCUGUGGUACAAUUGAAUAUAUGGCACCAGAGAUUCUAACAAGAAGUGGCCAUGGGAAAGCUGUUGAUUGGUGGAGCUUGGGUGCCUUGAUGUAUGACAUGCUAAUUGGUCAACCUCCAUUUACAGGCGAUAAUCGUACAAAGACAAUAGAAAAAAUACUUAAGGGUAAAUUAAUGCUGCCUGCCUACCUCACACAAGAUGCCCGCGACUUAAUACGGCGUCUUAUGAAGCGUUCUGAAACACAGCGCCUUGGUGCUGCUGGAGCAGCCGUAGUACGAGGUCAUGCAUUCUUCAAACAUGUUCAUUGGGAUGAUGUUUUCGCCCGUCGAUUAGAACCACCAAUAAAACCCAGAUUGGCAAGCGAGGAUGAUGUAUCACAGUUUGAUACAAGAUUCACACUUCAAACGCCCAUUGAUUCACCUGAUGAGUCUACUCUUAGCGAAAGUGCCAACCUAAUGUUUCAGGGGUUCACAUACGUAGCACCCUCUGUACUGGACGAGAUUCACAAGCCACGAGUAAUUACGGCUCGUUCGCCGCGCCGCCCGCGGCCACAACACCACAACACGUUCGCAGGACCGCCACCUUCCACCGCCCAUUCGCAAUCACAUGCUCAACAAGAGGACCUCAUGGACGUGCAAGGUCUACCUAUAUAGUAAGUACUGUAAUUAGGAUAAUUAUUGUUAAUUAACUUGGGUGACCGGAUCAGCGGCUUUAUGUUUAACAAGUCAUAAAUAUACGUAUAUCUAUUGAUAUGUAUAAUAUCUAUGUAUGUUAAGACGAGUAAUUUGUGACAUAUAAUAGUUAGUGAAGUAGUAUGGACAUUUGGCAACGUUUCUUUUGUAAUGAAAAAUGUUAUAAGUUUAGUAAAAGUAAAAAGCGUUAGAAGUUCUAUUACAAAAACAAUAAUUAAUAGGUCUGUUAUGUAGAAGAUACAACUUUUUAAUGUUUAAUGACUUGAAACCGUUGAUCCAGUGAGCCUACAUUCAUAGUUAGCAUACAGCCGCACACUAGCAGUGACAGUUACUAUUUACCGUAAAGAAAGUAUCUUAUGAAUUUUGCAUAUUGACUUAUUUUUUUAUAUUGUUAUUGUUACAAAUUGAAGAAUACUAUAAAUAUUCCGGUAAUUAUAUAUUAUAUAUUUUGUGCACUUUAUGCACUACAACAUAAGUAGCAUUGCUAUUCCUCUAUUAUGCAAAAUGCACUGGUUUAUGUUUAGUGUGUGGCUGCACUAUUUGUAGUUUAUACUAAUAUUAUUACUAGUUCCGAACCAAACUGAGAAAGUGUGGAGUAUUGUGUGCUAAAUCAUUGGAUGCAGUACAGACAUAUAUCCAAUUUGAUAUUUUUAGUUUAAUUCAUAAUAUUAUGUAAUAAUUAUAUCGGAUCUUAUUUGGUUGUUAAAAAAUAUCUAUUAAAUAUUUUCAUUAUAUGAUUUGUAGUGAUAAUUACUAUGAAAUCGAUAAUUUUAUGUGAUUGUAAUUUAAUUUUAAAAUGCAGUAGUUUCUCAAUUUAUCGCGUGAUAAAAUCCGCAUGUGAUAUAAAAAUUUUCGUUAAUACAAAUCAGGGGUUAGAAUUUAUGAAAGUAAUUGGAAUAAGUAUUGUAUAAUAUUUGGAUAAAAUUCAUGUACCUUUAUUUAUGUAAUUAAAUUAAUUUUGCCGACAACUAUAUAAAUGUAAAAUUUGUGCUGGUAAUUGUAUUAUAGCCUAUACUCUAGGUCUAGCGACCGGUAGGUGCAUCUUUGUUUUUGUGAGACUGUUGGUAUUUGCUGGCGGUGCAUCUUAUUACCCGCUUAUAUUGAGAAACUAAUGUGAAUUUAUGAAUCGCAUACACUCAUUUACUACACAGCAGUUUAAUCAUUUCCUAGGUCUUAUGCCCAUUCAGUUUUAAUAUCCUGUCUUAAUAUUUUUUAAAUCUAUUAUCAAUCAAUCAUGGAACAACAGAAUAGGUACUUUCCCUGUUAACUAUCGCAACAUCGCGAUCUCCUACCAAAUUUUGUGAUGUUUUAAUUUGAAGUUUCUUUUUAAUUGACCUUAUAAUUAUGAGAACAUUGUAAAUAUUAUCUUAUUUAUAUAUAGGUAUAAUAUGAGAAUGUGAUAUGUAUUAAAUAUGAUAUAUACUUGUAUGAAAAUGAUGUUUUGAUGUAAAGUAAUAAUUAUAAUAAUAAUAAAAAAUACCAGGAAAUCGCGAUGUAGCGUUAUUAACUAGCGCGGUUUCAAAAAAUAUACGAUGGCAAUAAUACAACUCAAUAUCAUUGAAAAUGUCUUGUCUAAUAGUAUUAAGUUAUUAUUUGUGCUAUUUUAAUAGCAAAAGUUACCAUUUUCACUAGAAUUUAUUUAAAUGUCUUUUAAUGUUAUUGAAAGAUGACCUUAGAUGAAAUUAUUUGGAAAUAUCAGUUAGGGCACUGUAAAAGUUUAUUGUUAAUGCUUAACGAAAUUAGAGCAAAAAGUAAUUAUGCAAUGGUUUGCAAGUACCUAGGUAUAGCCAAACACUGAAAUGGAACUAUAGUUUUAAAUAAUGAAUUGGUAUCAGAAUGUUUGGUUUCACAAAUAGCUGGCAACUUCUAGCGUCUUGGAAAGUUAAAACUGGCUUUUUAUAAAUUAUUAUAGGAUCCAUUUCAUGUAACCCACCGAUGAAACCAUACUAGUCUGUUGAUAUUACGUUCUCAUUAUAAAAUGAAACUAAACAUGGCGGGUUAUACAACAUAAAUCCAUUAAUUCCCGUAAAAUUUGCCUGAUAAUAACAAGAAGAUGUCAGCGUCACUGUAAUUAAAAUUAUACUUGAAAUUAAAUGACAUUAAAACAUUACGUUCUAUCUAAAUAUCCAUAAAUUUAAUCAAGAGAAAUUGUCACCCUUAAUAGAUAAUAAUUUGUAGGUAGUUUUUGAAUUAUGAAUUUGUAAUAUUUGUAAUGACUAAGUCUAGAAGCAAUUUUUGUCGGCUUGAACGACCGAGAAAAAAAAAGCAUAUGCCCUUUAUACCGAAAAUAACAAUUUUCAUAUUAUUAUACAUACACAAUAAAUGAGUUUAACAAUAUUAGAGAUUCGACUUAGCCGAAAUAAAAUUUUGUCAAAAUCUGAAGAUAGACACUGACAUCCCGAUUAGGAAUUCUAACAUUCUGAUAUCAAUAACGAUUUUAAAUUUCUUUAGUUAUGAAUAUUAAAUUAUGUAUAUAUAAUGAAGUGUUUUUUUUUUUUUUUUUUUAUAAAAUUAUCGAAGUGAAGCUCAUUUUCAUUAUUAGUUAAUAUAAUAUACUAUUUUUUUUCCGGAAGUAAUUCUUAGCCUGUUUGUGUUACAUACUUAUAUUCCUAAUGACAAUUGUAAAUACAGGAUUUUUUUAUUGUAAGAUCUCGAAAGACCACUUAGAAAAUCCAAAAAAUAAUACGUAUUCUAUUCAUUUUAAAGCAAAAUACAUAUGUUAUUUUUUUUAUAAAAACUAUUUCGUAUCGAUCGCAAAUUUUCGGAUAAAUAAUUAACCGGUGUAAAGUAUAAAAUGUGACCGGAAAUUUUAAAUGAUAACUACAAAAACAUUUCUUCAGUUAUGGGUACACUUACUUGAUUUAUUUAAAAUAUGAUAUAAUAAUGUAUAAACUUCUUACACACCAUAUAUGUAUACCCUCGAGCUCGACUCGUCUCUCGUUGAAACUUUCGUGCCAAUGUGCGUACAUGACCUAUGGUAUACAUAUGGUAUGAGUUUAGUUUUCAGUUCUAUACUAAUUCAGUUAUAAAAAUAUAAAUAUGCAUGUCUAAUGCACUGAUGUUACAUGUUUUGAAACCGUUAAACCGCGAAUAAAAAAGAGAAUGGACAAAAUAUUUUUUCUACUAGUCUUUGGUACCUUUUUUUUUGCUUUAACCGAAAUAAAUUAGUAUUAAUUUUACUGUUACAUUUAAUUAAAAAUAUUCAUAAGAACAUAGUAUACCUUGAAUAUAAUUCUACUGCCCUACUAAGAAGAAAUAGCGCAAGUCGCGCAUUUCGUGAAAUUGAGUUAGUUUGAUAUUUAUGUUUGCAGAUGCAAAAAAUAAUAAAUAUUUAUUGUCUAAGAUGAUUUGCAAUAAAUAACAAAUUAAACAAGCUCAUUUUACAAAGUUUUUAUCUCAGAAAUAUGUUACAUUAACAGUUGUGGUUUAAAAAGGGUAGACUAUACUUGAAGAUAAUAUAGGAUAUGAUCAAAAUGAAGGAUUAAUUUUUCAGUCACGCAAAUUCUGUUUUGAAGGCACUUAUUAUUUUUAUAUCUCAGGGGCGACAGUAAUGAAAGUAAUAAUUUGAGUAGGAAUCUUUAUUGUGACGUCAUUAUUUUAUUAGAUUAAUCUAUUACAUCGUUUUCGAAGAAUUAAUUAUACUAUCAAAUAAGUAAUGUUCUUAAUUCAUUUUCUCUUUUGAAAUAUACAUAAUUGACUGAGGCAUACAAUAUAUACAGUUGACCGAGUGACAAUAUAAUCGUCAAAUCGUCGUCAAUUUUUUAACAAUUUAUAUAAAGGGCGAUGACAUGUAAGGGCUACAUAAAUGUUUUCACAUAUAAAUGUCGGUAAAAUAUAAAUAUGAUAUUGUUUUAUACUACCUACAUAUAACGAAUGUACAUUUUAUACAAGUUACCGUUUAGUCUAAUCUUUGGUAGGAUUAAUCGCUCUAACAAAAAAAAUGUUCUAACCCCGACUGUAAGACGAAAUAAUAAUUUACAAUAUAUUAUGUACCUUGUUACCAUGCUUGAUGAAUUGAAUUAAAAGGUCAUUUUUUAUUUUGUA